AUGACCUGGAUCGGGCAUGUCGGUAAGUGGGAGCAGAAGGCACAGUCAAAACAGCAGGUCAGCGGCGAGGCGAUAAUUCAUCUCCCGUAUCCGCGGCAGUUUAUCGUGGAUGGCACGCUGCGACAGUCGUUCUUUGCCAGCCAUUCCGAUUCUCUGAAUCUGUUCUGGGACCUGGUGUUUGUCGGUGCAAUCCAACGAACCUCGCAUGUCCUGUUUGUGGAGUCUGGUGGCAAUGAAGGUUCUGCAGCCAAAUACACACUCAGCAUUACUGGCGUGUCCCUCGGAUACUACAUGAUUAUAUACUUCCUGAUGUGGAAGACAUGGGUCAUUAUCGAGCGCUGGUCGCAGAUAUUUGGUGCCAACGACAUACUUCAUCGUCUCAUCAUCGUCUGGGAGAUGUGUCUUGUUGUUGGCAUGGGCUCGGAGCUAGAUGUCCUGUACAGAGUCAACAAUACUGUUUUCGUAGGCUGCUUCUGUCUUGCGCGCUUGACAAUUGUGCUGCUUUUUGCCAUGUCUAUGCUCUACCUGCCAAUGUUCCGCAGAGAUCUGCUCCUGAAUAUCGUGGUGCAGACCAUCCCAAUCAUCAUCUGGUUUGGGAGUAUUUGGGCACGCGUUGAACGCCAAUGGGCUUUCUAUCUGGCUGCCUCAAUAGCAGAGCUCUUCUUCAGCCUUGGUAUGCUUUCCAUCCGCAGACUUGUUAGCCACUUUAAUCUCAGCUGGCGUUACCACCUGGCCAUGGAUGUUAACCGGACCUCCAAGCGAUUCGGCGAGUUCAUAAUGCUCACCCUCGGCGAAUAUGUACUCAAUAGCUUUAUCCGUGGGAAUGGCGAUAUGGAUAGUCGUCUGGGCCGCGCUGCGCUGGGAAUGAUUGUUGUCUCGUGUCUGCACUGGACCUACUUCCACAGCGAAGGAUCACGCUUGAGUCAACAUGCAUUGACCCGGUCAUGGGUGACAAGCACAGCAUGGCUGCUCUUGCACCCGCUGCUGGGCAGCCUGCUUGUAAUUGGAUGCUCCUCACUGUCGCGCCUUGUCAAAGAGGAUGAAGAAGGCGAGAAUCCAGCUGCUGUCGCGUGGGCGUUCUGUGGAGGCAUGGGCGGCGCAUACAUUACCUUGGCGCUUCUGGGGUUCACUCACCGUAGUCUCGAUGAAAUCCACUACACAUAUGUCUCCAAGCCAGUUAGGCUAGGCGUCCGGAUCGUUGUCGGGACAAUGAUUUGCUUGCUUGGGCUCGGCCACACACGUUUGGACAAGCGAAUGUACAUUCCGCUAAUUGUGGCUAUUGUAGCGUUCUUGCUGAUGCUGUUCGAGAUGGCUGGCCGUCUCAAGCGCCGUGUGGACAAUACCGACGAUCCCUACAAUUCGGAGUUUGCUGAACAGGAAAACAAUCUGCCCCUUGCUCCAGCCCCGCUCAAGAGAGCCAGACGUAUCUUGAAUGACUAUAGCUGCUGUGGAGUAGAAUCCGAGACAUGUUCGGCGUCGCAGGCAGGAUCUGCUCCACCAAUGAAGCCCGUGCUCAUCAACGAUGUUAUCAGCAGCAUCAGCCAGCUAGACCGUCCAAGCCCAAGGCAGCCGAUGCUGCCCCAGCGCGCCACUGAUCUAAAUGCCGAAACUGUCGAAGAGUGCCCGGAACACACUCCAGUAGUUAACAGGUCUACCAGCCCACAAAGGCACGAUCCGUCUGCUAGUCCCGCUGUAGCACGCUGGCAUAGAGCAAUACUGGUGACCCAGAUCGGCAUCCGUGCUGGUCGGCAGCACACCCACAACUAUGAUGCCAAGAAUGUCCCUGGUGCUGCCUCGUGUCUCUAG
Molecule: messenger RNA, 1806 nt
Organism: Linderina pennispora
Lineage: Eukaryota; Fungi; Kickxellomycota; Kickxellomycetes; Kickxellales; Kickxellaceae
Exons: 1
Coding region: 1-1806 (601 amino acids)
Source: RefSeq, a predicted model, not a curated record